AUGGCUAUUAAGCGCAAGAACAUCUUCAGUGCUGUCGAUGAUGUUUGUCUUUGUCUAUCGCUAGGUGGCAGUGAUCAUGCUUGUCGUUUCCCUUCCUGUUGCGAGACAUUUCAUCAGACCCAUUUUCCCAAGAAAAGGAAACUUGUCCACCAAGACAACAUGUGUAAUGCUGCUGCUGUUCAUGUUCCUGUUGCAAGAAGAGCAAGAAAUUGGGCUUUUUCAACUGCGAUGGUUCUAUAUGAUGAUCCAUGGAGAAUCAAGAAAGUUUUAACAAAAACUGAUCUUGGCAGUAACUGUAACAUUUUGAUCAAGAGAGAAUUGGCUAAAGAUUUGAUUGUUCCUGUCUUGGGUGGUCGUCAAGUUUGUGAGAAUCAAGAUGUUAAUGUUCGAGUAUGGGAUAUCGACACCGACUCUCUCCAUUCUCUCGUUUUCACAGUACGUCCUUCCAAUCAGAGCCAUGUUUUCAAAGAUACAUGGAUCAAGGAUUUUGUGCUUCGAAGGAACUUACAGGUCGGAGAUGAAAUCGGCUUUCUUUGGGAUCAAUACAACCAACAAUUUGUUUUUUCGAUUAUUCGCGCCUAUCGCCGUCAUCAAGUCAACCAACAUUAG
Trifolium pratense (red clover) is the source of this 609-nucleotide messenger RNA. RefSeq names its product B3 domain-containing protein At2g33720-like. The coding region runs from base 1 to 609 and encodes 202 amino acids. Gene Ontology annotation, molecular function: DNA binding. Lineage: Eukaryota; Viridiplantae; Streptophyta; Magnoliopsida; Fabales; Fabaceae. The transcript has a single exon. The record is from RefSeq and is a predicted model, not a curated record.